AGCACUUCUGAAGCCGACUGGGUAAGGACCGUUGGUGCCCCGCAGCAUUUUUUGCAUCCGCGCUACUAUUUUGGCUGUUGCAGGCCAAAUAUUGGCGAGGAAACCAACUCACGAUGUCGAACGGGGACGUGCGUGAAAAGCACGCCCAACAACUUCAGAAGACACAGAUGUGCAAGUUUUUUGCUUCUGGAAGGUGCGGAAAAGGAAGCGACUGCAGCUUUGCUCACCACCCGUCGGAGAUCCGGCAACGGCCAGAUUUGAACCGGACGAGUAUGUGCAAAGCAUUCUUGACGCGCGGCAACUGUACAAACCCACGCUGCGCCUUUGCGCACGACGAGAGGGAGCUUCGCGCCACAGAGGGUUUCUUCAAAACAAAGUUGUGCAAGUUUGCAGACAGUGGACGCUGCAAGCAUGGAAAGAGUUGUCGCUUUGCUCACACCCAAGAGGAACUGCAUGCUGGUAAGCCAAAAGACAAGCCAGUCCAGGCACUACCUCAAGCCUCUGGAUCCCGUGGCUUGACGGUCUCCAACCUCACACCUGAAUCGUCCCCGCUCUCUCCAAUCUCCGGCCUGUCUGACCCUUUCUUUGGAGAGGCGACUCUCCCUACGGUGCAGACGGUGACUGUCCUGAAGGCCCUCCAAGCAUUACAAGGACAGCUGUCAACCCUUUCGAUGGUUCAAGCACAGGUUCAAGCACAAGACAGGGCCCUUGUCCGAAUGGGGAAGAUGGACAGCCAUUCAGAUCAGAGUGCAAGCACACGAGCAGAAACCAACACUUCAGUCGCUGGGAAUGUCGGGGCGAAUAGCCCAGACCGGAAUAGCAGUGGCAGCGAAUCGGGGGAGGAGGCCGACUAUGAGAAGGAACCAGUGCCGCAACAAGACAGCAGGAUGAGGGAUUUGACCACCUUGACGAUCUUCAACGUUCCGGACUUUCUAACGCAGGCGGCAUUUAUCUCCCUCUUGGAAGACUUGGCCCCGGUUGUGCGCAAUGCAUUUGACUUUUUCUACUUGCCCUGGAAUUCCAAUCAGGAGAAGAAUUUGGGCCACGCCAUCAUUAACUUUUUUCUAGGUCGACUGCCGCAGAAUUUGCAAACCAGUGCGAUAGCCUUUCAUUCGCCGGGCAGGGUGACAAGCAGAGAUUGCGCAUCGUGCCAGCGGCGUUGCAGGGGAGAGCAGCGAAUUUGCGUCACUUUUCUGCCUUCGGUUUGGCCCAUCACGAAGAUCCACGAUUCCGUCCCCAUGUUCGAGCUGCUCCAAAUGAGCCACUCAUGCCUAUGGACAUACCGAAGGAACUGCUAUCGGAAGCAAGCGCUCCAACAUGGCCGAGCCUACCACCGGGAAUUGACUGUGGACCAAUGAUCGUGAACCACUAAGCAUUUCGACAUGCGAAUGCGGCGAGACGAGAUGCCCCCAGUUGGGGGAAAUAAAAAAAGUCAGGGUAACUUCAGGUGCGAAUCCACUGAAGCGCACAGUCCAACAGUCCAGGAAUCCCA
Molecule: messenger RNA, 1492 nt
Organism: Cladocopium goreaui
Lineage: Eukaryota; Dinophyceae; Suessiales; Symbiodiniaceae
Source: the annotation of a GenBank genome assembly